Messenger RNA from Diaporthe amygdali, 1242 nucleotides. RefSeq names its product evolved d-pantonohydrolase. Lineage: Eukaryota; Fungi; Ascomycota; Sordariomycetes; Diaporthales; Diaporthaceae. The coding region runs from base 1 to 1242 and encodes 413 amino acids. The transcript is spliced from 4 exons. The record is from RefSeq and is a predicted model, not a curated record.
AUGGCUUGGGUCUCGCUGCCUUCUUUGGCCAUCCUGGCCGGCAUCCAUAUUCAAUGGCUUCUGAACCCCGAGUCGGUCGUUGUACAAGCUCAGGAAGUACCUGCACAAGCCCAGAUUAUCGACCAAAGAAGCUUCAAUGUCCUGCCAUACGUCCCACCCGCUACCGUCGUAAAUGGAACUCAAACCUUCAUGCCGCCAGGCAUCGCACCGGAGGAGCUCUUGGCCAAACCUUUCCACAUCUACGACGACGAUUUCUACGACAUUAUCGGUUCGGAACCCACCUUGACAUUGAUCGCGGAAACGGAAACCGAUCCAUUGUUCCAUGAGGCAGUGGUCUGGUACGAACCGACAGAUGAGGUCUUCUUUGUCCAGAAUGCCGGUGCCAAAGCCGCAGGCACAGGCCUCAACAAAUCUGCUAUCAUCCAGAAGAUCGCGCUGUCGCAAGCAGAUGCGGUCAAGAACCAGGCCAAUGCAUCUGGGCUGGUCACUGUGGAUGUUGUCCCAUCCAAUCCGCAGGUGAUCAACCCCAACGGGGCCACCAACUACAAGGGCCAGAUUCUCUACAUGGCUGAGGGUGCUGGCGCGGAUAACACUUCAAACGCCGUUGUCAUGAGCCCAGUCGAGCCUUACAACACGACAGUCGUGCUCAACAACUACUUUGGCCGGCAAUUCAGCUCCCUUAACGACGUUGCCGUCCACCCGGUCAACCAGGAGGUGUAUUUCACAGAUACCCUCUACGGAUAUCUGCAGGACUUCCGCCCGGCCCCUGGAAUUCGGAACCAAGUUUACCGUUGGAAUGACCAGACCGGCGCGGUCACGGUCGUCGCGGACGGCUUCGUCCUGCCUAACGGUGUAACGUUUUCUCCAGACGGCGCUUACGCCUAUGUCGCGGACACAGGAAUUAACAAGGGCUUCUACGGGAACAACUUUUCCGACCCAGCCUCCAUUUACCGCUUCGACGUCCUCGAGGACGGCACCUGGGACAAUCGCAGGACUUUUGCCUUUGUCGACUCCGGUGCCCCAGACGGCGUGCACACCGACACCAACGGGAACGUCUACGCCGGCUGCGGCGACGGCAUCCAGGUCUGGAACCCCUCUGGCAAGCUCGUCGGCAAGAUCUACCUGGGCACGACUAGCGCGAAUUUCAAGUUCGCGGGCGACGGGAGGAUGGUCAUCUGCGCGGAGACUAAGCUGUACUAUGCCACGUUCAAUUCGAGCGGGUGGAUUGCAGAGGGACAGUAA